Molecule: messenger RNA, 801 nt
Organism: Rotaria sp. Silwood1
Lineage: Eukaryota; Metazoa; Rotifera; Eurotatoria; Philodinida; Philodinidae
Source: the annotation of a GenBank genome assembly
AUGCUUGGAAAACAAGCUUUAAGUAUUGGUAUUAACGCUUAUGUACCACGACGUUUCACCUUAGAACCGUGUCUUAAUGAUGCAGGUGAUAUGACUCUGGCUUUACGUUUACUUGGAUUUCAUGCACAUUUUGCGAAAGAUCUUAGCUAUAAAUCAAUGAAAUCCCUAACUCAUCAAUUUAUCAAUUCGAUUCAACCAGGUGCUAUUGUUGUAUUCUAUUUCUCUGGUCACGCUUGUCAAUUUGAUGGUAACAAUUAUAUAAUGCCAACGAAUGUUACUGGAGUUUGGGCGGGUAAUGUCAACUCACAUGCAAUCGAUGUUCAAAAACUCAUUAAUUCAAUGCAUAAAAGACGUCCAAGAGUUGUUAUAUGUAUUCUCGAUUGUUGUCGAACAGAUGCACCGUCAGAGCCGGUUGACCAAAUGAGUCCCUUUAGUAGAACCUUCUAUGGAAUGAAAAUAGGUCUUGCACCAAUGCAAGCUCCACCAGCAACAAUCAUUGCUUAUGCUUGUGCGGCCAAUGAUGUAGCUUCAGCUGAUUCAAUCUAUGGUCGAAAUAGCUUAUAUACUUCUCAUUUACUUCGUUAUAUCACAACACCAAAUGUCGAUAUUGAAACUCUUUUAAAAUGCGUUGGUAUAGACGUGCAAAAAGAAUCUGAAAAUCAACAAAUACCCUAUCGAUAUAGUAGUUGUAACGAAGCAAUCUAUCUUACAGCACCAAAUACAUACAAGGCGAUGAUGCCAUCUCAAGAUAUGCACAGAAGACCUAUUGUCCGUAAGUCACUCUCGAUGAAUCCAUUGUAG